ACACUCUCACACACUCACACACUCACAGCAGAGGAACCAAGAUGAAUAAAUUUGCCCAAAUGGUCGGAGAGAAAGUGGGAGACAUCGUGGAAGACGCAGUGACGAGCGCGCUGGGUGGAGACAAAGACGAGAAGAAGAAGGAUGAGGAAGGAGGAGGAGGAUUCCUGUCGUUCUUUGGAGGCAACAAGAAGAAAGAGGAGGAGGAGAAAGGAGGACUCUUCUCGUUCGGAGACGACAAGAAGAAAGAGGAGGAGAAGGAGGGUUCUUCUCAAAGAUCUUCGACAGGGACGACGAUGACGGAAAGGCGCCGAAGAAGUCGGGGUUCGCCGGUCUGUUCAGUGAGCAGGAGGGGGGGGGGCGGCGCCGGGGGGGUGGAAGCAGGAAGUGAAGGCAGUGGAGGAAAUAAAGGACAAAGCGUAGCAGUCAGUGACAGAGAUCUGAUGGACGACCUGAUGGACGUAGCCGAAGAAACGUCCAACAAGAAGUAAGACGACCAGCAGCCUGACCUCCGUCUGUGACCUCUGACCUCUGUCUGUGACCUCUGACCUCCGUCUGUGACCUGACCAUUGACGUAUAAACGGCCUGAUUCUGCCCCCUGCUGGCCGAUUAACGUGUUUACGGCCUGAUUCUGCCCCCUGCUGGCCGAUUAACGUGUUUACGGCCUGGUUCUACUGUGUGUAGUUGUGAUGUUUCUUGUUUAUUUUUAUUAUUUUCUUGCUGAUGUUUGUGAAGAACUUUGUAACUUUGUUUAAAUGAUAUAAAGUUUUAUAGCGGAUCCAUUUACUCUGUUUAUAACAGACUGAACACAUUUAUUAUAUAAUUAUAAUAUUUGUACCUGAAUGUUAAA
Scomber scombrus (Atlantic mackerel) is the source of this 847-nucleotide messenger RNA. RefSeq names its product damage suppressor protein-like. The transcript is spliced from 3 exons. Bases 42 to 488 code for a protein of 148 amino acids. NCBI's taxonomy places the organism in Eukaryota, Metazoa, Chordata, Actinopteri, Scombriformes, Scombridae. The record is from RefSeq and is a predicted model, not a curated record.